CGUUAGUUUAAGUUAAAGCCAAUAUCACAACAUGUCUAUUUCCAUGAUUGCACUAGUCAUAUUGUUUUUCGGAGGAACGAUAUAUUGCGAAGAUGUACAAAUUGAAUUCUCGGAAGAUGACUUUAAGUGUACUCUGCCUGAUGUCAAAAGUGAAGAUGACAAACUAAAUGUAACAAGAUUCAGAUCUGACUUCUCCAAAAUAUCUGAGGUUAAAUUUCCAGGUGUGAUAGGUCCUCUGAAUGAGAGACUAAUUUGCAAGAUAAAGUGCAUUGAUGGCAACUGGGUUGGUCCUCUCUGCUCCAGCACACCAGAUGGCCGGUUUCAGCCAAUUCUCCGUGAAUGUGUUUACCGCAAUGACCACCCCUUGCUGGUCAUUUCUUUUAGAAACUCCACCAUUGAGAAAGAAACACACUUCUCCCACGGUGCUACCAUAGUAGCGCGAUGCCGCAACUUCGGGCUGUACAAAAUGAAGGGGGAUGGCGUGCUGCGCUGCGAGAAUGGCGACUGGGCGCCGCGCUUCCCCGAGUGCGUGCCCACAACGCUUAUCACCAACUUCACAAGUGACGCGCCCCCAACGAUCGUCCACACUGUGGUCAGCGGGUCAGCGGUGGUGUCCGUGGCUGGCGAGUUAUACGUGUUCCCGGACAGUUCGCUGCGGCUCGACUGCGUGUCCAGACGGGCGCUUGGAGACCCCGAGUGGAGCUGGACGCAGGCGCUGGGCCACCAUACACAAGGCUGGUCGGAGGACGAGGGCGAGCGGGACACGCACUACCGGCUCACGCUGACCAAGAUGUCGGCGCGCCACAGCGACCAGUACAUCUGCGCGUCGCCCGCCGGACACACCAACACCGUGCAGAUUAAAGUUGUUAGCAUCAUAUGCCCACCGCUGAAGAUCUCAUCGGCGCGCGUGCGGCAGUUCGCUCAAGGAACAAGACUUGGGCACUCGGUGCAUUUCAGCUGCCAGCCGGGCUUCCACCUUAACGGGUCUGCUGCUCUUAUCUGUGGGGCAGACGGGAAUUGGUCGUCCCUGCCCCCGACGUGCGUCGAAACCUUCUGCCCUGUGCUCAACACCCUCGGGCCUCACCUGAGCGUCGUCGAGUACAACUCGUCGUACGGCGGCCGGGCCGUGUUCCAGUGUGCGUGGGGGUACCGGCUGGUGGGGCCCCCGGGGCUCGAGUGCGAGCAGGACGGCCUGUGGAGCGGCGACACCCCGCGCUGCACGGCUAUAUACUGCCCGGACCCGUUAGUUCCAGCGAACGGUCGUCUGCUCACACAGUCCUCCGCGAAACACGGGAAAUACCCAGUCGGCGAUCUCGUCAUAUACUCAUGCGAGGCCGAGUACCAAAUGGUCGGGGAGUCCUCCAUAGUCUGUACGGAGAACGGCUUCUGGUCGCACCCGCCGCCGUUCUGUCUGCAUCCCUCGGAGAUUAGGAAGGCGGAUACUAUUUAUAUUGAGAACACUACGCUUGUGCAUGUCGAGGAGUAAGAUAUGUUGUGUGCAGU
Messenger RNA from Cydia amplana, 1503 nucleotides. It is a transcript of the gene hig, whose product is annotated as locomotion-related protein Hikaru genki-like. Bases 32 to 1486 code for a protein of 484 amino acids. The record is from RefSeq and is a predicted model, not a curated record. Lineage: Eukaryota; Metazoa; Arthropoda; Insecta; Lepidoptera; Tortricidae. The transcript has 10 exons.